UGAUAUGCUUUGAAAAUGAAAUUUCAUGGUGUGUAUCGUCAAGCUUGGGUUGAAAGGCUUACUUUGGCAUUUUCAUGCGUUUCUGGUUGAGUCAAUCAUGGAAUGGCGCUUAUAUAAGGGGGUUCUGAACUAUUUCAGAUGUACUGAGGCACUAUUUGGUUAAGACUUAACUUUGAAAACAGACAUUAAGUGGACUGAGAGUUGGAUAAUUUAUGCUGGACCUGGUACUCAUUGCUUUUGCUUUUCCAUAAGAGUAUAUUCUGGAUAUGAACAGACAAAGGAGAGCAGUGGUCUAGGGAAGUGGCUGGGCAUGUUCGAUUUUUGUUUCAACAGCCUAUCAUCACCACAAGAAGAUAUAAACACUGAGAACGCUGAGGGGAAUCCAAUGCUGAAGUAAUCCAGGACUUCUUUACCAAAUAACAGAUUAAAAUGACCCACCUGUGGAAAUGAGAUAACAUACAAAUGAGGGGACAAUACUGAAGAAAUAACAAAAAAAUCUUCCAAGUAAAGUGCCUGAAAAACUAUGACAUGUUUUUGCAGUUUAUGUCAUACAGUGUAAUAAUUGACAGAGUUACAAUUUAUUGUCUAUCUACACAAUAGUUUAUGGCUUUGCAAGAUGUAUGCGGCUUGCAGACCCCCCCUCUGUUCCCUCAAUGGAGUGCUCCACUCUCACAGUCCUUCAUGCCGGAGGAUUCCACUCAUCUGUUCGGAGAGGGGAUUCACGGAGAAGCUUUCUCUACAAGGCUGCCUGGGAGGGGCGCUCUGAGUCCUUUGGAAUUUUAUAUGCCGAUAGCGGAAUACCUCACACAGAGCCCGAUAAACUUUGGUCAAAUUAGCCUCAGUUCAGCGCCGACAAACCUACUGAAUAUAGACCAUCAGCACCCCUCAUUGCCGUCCAUCUCUCUUCCUUCACCCACACCCUACUCCAUCUCUCCCUCCGUGCCUUUACCGUUCACUCUCUCUCACGGUACCACAACUCUCGGCUUCGCGUUCCAGGGAGGUGUGAUCGCCGCAGCCGACACGCGUUCCAGCUGCUCGGGAAAGGUGGCCUGUCCCGCCUCGCCAAAGGUCUUACCCAUCCACUCUCACCUGGUCGGCACCACAUCCGGGACCUCAGCUGAUUGCGCGCUCUGGAAGCGCAUCCUGGCUCGAGAGCUCAGGCUGUACCAGCUUCGACACCGCCGUAGGCUGUCGACGGGGGGCGCCGCAAAACUGCUGUCCCACAUGCUGCAUCCAUUCAAAGGCACUGAGCUUUGCGUCGCAGCCACUCUCUGUGGAUGGGAUGGGGAUGAAGAAAAAGACGAGCAACCAAUUACAGAGAAAUAUGCAAAUACCCCUAUCACUCAAAUAGCAGCAAGCGAUUCAUGUAUCCAAUCAGCAGCAACCCAGCCGUUCAUAGCUGCUCCUGCAGUUUGUAAAUCUCCAGCUCAACAAGUGGUCAAGCCUCGUUCGGGAAUAUGUGGCCCACGGGUUGUUUAUGUGUGCAGUGACGGGCUGCGCCUGCAGGGGGAGCUGUUCUCUGUGGGAUCGGGCUCGCCCUACGCAUACUCGAUCCUGGACAGCAGCGUUUACUGGGGAAUGAGCGUACAGGAGGCCGCUUCAGUCGCCAGGGAGGCCGUGUACCGAGCCACAUACAGAGACGCGUACUCGGGCAAUAAUGUAGAUCUCUACCAUGUUACUGCCAAAGGGUGGAGGCGCAGAGAGAGGGAAAACUUGAAAGAGGAGUAUUACAGAGAGAAAGAGAGGGAGAUAAAGAGAGUGGCGGAGAGAAAAACAGAAAAGAAAGCAAUUUUAAAGUGUGAUGAUAGAGAUAUAGUUUGAGGAGAAACAUGAGGCAGAUUUUGAAAACAUGAAUGAUGAGAAAAUUAUUUUAUAGCAAAGACAAACAUGUAUUGAUAAUUCUUUAAAGGCCCACUGAAGAGUGUUGGAACACGCAGCAUUAUUCAAUGUGUUGACGUAAUUUCAACUGAAACAGGAAGACAGGACAAUAUAUCGAACAGCCCCGCCCCUUUUUUUAAAUAGCCAAUAGCGUUUCGUUUAUGUUACAGCUUGCCAGAGCCGUUAGACUCUGUAAAACCUCUGUUUCCUCCUAAUCUAUAACCGUUUCUCCUCAUAAUGUCCUUUAAAUCGCUUAUAUACAGCAUUAUUUAUGCGGCGGUUCACGUUAUACUAACGCGAAAACGAACUCCAUUCGCAUCAAAGGAAAGCAUGUUUACACUGUCUGAAUCGUUCCCUGUUCUCUAUAUAGUGCUCUAUGUGCCAUUCACCAUUUAGAAACUAGUAAAUGUGUGAGCAAAUGACCGAUUUCAGCUGAGGCUUCACCGUCUGUAAGAGUGUAGGAGGAGGUGGGACUUCAGAUUCUAGAGAGCAUUUGAUUGGACAGAAGAUUUGACGAGAAACUGAAGUGCGAUGUGAUGUCACGAAAAUCCGUGAUCCAUUUUUAGCGGAAGUGAGAGACUGUAAGUUUUAAUGCUUAUAUCUCCUAAAUGCGAAUUUUGUCAUUGUUUUGGAACACACCAUCUUAUUCAUAACCAUAAGGUUAAGAUAUUCAUACUAAAAGCUAAAAAAAAAUACAUUUUGAUUUCAGGGGGACUUUAAGAUUUAUAGUUCUUGGUGUUUCACAUUGUGAAUGAGCUUUCUUAAACAAAUAGUGCAGCCAAAAAGGACGUUUUUGUACCAAAACUGUAUGAUUUUUCUUUUUCUGAGAAACACAAAAGGAGAUGAUUAACAGAACGCCUGCAUGAGAUGUAUGGGAUAUUUUUGUGGUACUUUGGACUUUUAUUAGUUAAAUAAUUUUGCUGAAUGUCAGAAGCUUGAUUGUAUCUUGGGCAUUAUGGUAAAAAUCUAAUUUUAUGUUAAAAAAUGUAUGUUAAAAAAAAGAAGGAAAAAAGAACUUAUGGGUUUAGAAUGAUAUUGCUUUUAAUUUUUGAGUGAACAAACUUUUUACCAUUACACUUCUAAUGUAAUAACUAAUAAAGAAUAUACAUUUCAUGUAUAAACUUGUAAGAUCGAGCAGAAAUCAGGACUCAACACUAAGGAAUUUUUUCUAUUGUCCUGGUUGAACCAUGGUUCAAAUUUUUACUUGCCCUGCCAAAUUGUGCUCUAACACAAAAAAGUAAUAAAUAUUUUUUUUUUUUUUAACUUGCAUUCUAAUAAAUAGGGUUAAGACACCAACAUUUUACAGACCAGUGAAAUUUCAUAAUUAGUUUAACUAAUAUAAAUUGAAAACAUUAUUAAAGACAAGUAAAGAAUCAUUAGUAAAAUAAAAUCAAAUAAACAAAUUACAAGCAAUAGCACAAAUACAUAUGAUAGAACAAAGAUACAAAUGAAAAAAAAAGAAAAAAAGGUAAUUCAGACAUAUCUAGUCCUUCAAUCAUUUUAUGCCUUAAAACAUAACUUUGAUCUCCAAAAUUACAUAUUUAAACGUUUUUUUUUCUUUGAAAAAAUAUUUAUUUAUGCCAUAAAAUAGCUUGAUUGUAACUCUACACCCUUGCCUCGUUUAGUAUAUGCGCUUCUAUGUAUAUGCAAAUUAGCCCCGCCUCCACUCACUCCAGUUAGAGAUCCACACGUUGACGUUCUUCAGCACAUCUGUUCAUAUUCAUGCUGUAAUAAACAAAUGUGUGCCAAAUGUGUCUCUGAUCUCUGCUGUGUUUUAAAAGUUUUCAAAUACCUGGUGAUGUCACAUCAUUUAGCUGGACGCUCAAAGGUUUUACAUUCCUGCCAAGAGUGGAAGGCUGUGGAGGUUAAAGCAUUGUAAUGACCCCUACAGGAUAGAGAUGGGAUUGCUGUUUUUCAAUGUGUGAUGAAAAUCUCUGACAGACUCUGUACUUUACUUUAUUAAUCUCCCCCAUAACUAAUCCUUAACUUUAGAAGUUCACUUUUCACUUCUUUCAUUGAUUUGAAUCCUAUAUGGAAGCCAAAAAUAAGGGGUUUUAAAUGAUGGUUUUAUAUA
This is a messenger RNA of Megalobrama amblycephala (Wuchang bream), 3952 nucleotides long. It is a transcript of the gene psmb11b, whose product is annotated as proteasome 20S subunit beta 11b. The record is from RefSeq and is a predicted model, not a curated record. Lineage: Eukaryota; Metazoa; Chordata; Actinopteri; Cypriniformes; Xenocyprididae. Bases 604 to 1821 code for a protein of 405 amino acids. Gene Ontology annotation, cellular component: proteasome core complex. The transcript has a single exon.